AUGACGGAAAGUGAUGGACUAAGGGUUCAGAGGCGUGUACCAGUCCGGAAAAGGAGUUUAUCCUCAGGAAAUAGUCUCCUUACUCCAGCUAACAAGAGGCCCAGCAGUAGCAGAGAAGAUGUGGAAAUAGCAUCUCUUUGUCAUACUGUGGGCUAUAGACACAAAGACCACAAAGAAGAAAGUAACAUGUAUUCAAGCAGUCAGGAUUGCGGCAGUGAUGAUGACAUGUUUGGGGAAUAUGACAGCUUUGCUGAAGAUCCAUCUUUGCUGGCACAGGUGGAAGAUUUGGAGGAAAAAUGUAAGCAGGAGACUGCAAGUACUUUCCCCUGCACUUCUGCAGACAUCAAACUGGACACAAUUAGUCAUACUUCAACACCAAAUGCAAGUUUUAAACUGCCAGGUGAUCAACCACUACCACAGCAAAUAAAGCAAAGGACGUUGCCUCUAAAACUGAAAGAUGAAUCAGAAGAACUUACAGAGGAUUUUUCAGAUGAUCUUCCUUGCUCACAGCUUCUUCAUUGUGAAAAUGUAAAUCAAAAUGUAGAUCCAGAAAUGUCCGCAAUGAAGCAAUCCAUAUAUGAUAAUGACUUGUCUACUGAUGCUUUAGAUCACCUUAACAAAGGUGAUGAUGCAGACACCAAAAAAACAUCCAUCUUACCCCAAAAGGAUCAAAAAAGAAAGAGUUUAAGGGACAGUCUUAAAAAUACAUUAACUGGGAACGCUAAAGUCCAAACUCCACAAGUUUUGAGGACUAAGCAAAUAAAGGAAACUAUUCUUUUAGAAGAACUUGAUGUUGCCAAAAAGACUGUAGAAAUUUCUUCCAACAUAGAUUUGGGACCUUUCUAUGGCUUGCCCAGCAAAGUUGCCGACCUUAUUGAGGAGCUCAGAGGAAUUAAAAGACUUUAUGACUGGCAGCAUACGUGUCUGACUCUGGAUUCCCUAAAGCAGAGAAGAACCUAAUUUAUUCAUUACCAACAAGUGGAGGCAAAACACUUGUUGCAGAGAUUGUAAUGCUACAGGAGCUUCUGUGUAGAAAAAAAGAUGUUCUAAUGAUCUUACCAUAUGUGUCCAUUGUUCAGGAAAAGGUGCGAGGCCUAUCUAGCUUUGGGGUGGAACUGGAAUUUUUGAUAGAGGAGUAUGCUGGCAGCAAAGGAAGAUUUCCUCCAAUCAAAAGAAGAGCAAAAAAAAUCUCUGUACAUUGCAACUAUAGAAAAAGGUCACAGCCUUGUGAAUUCACUGAUUGAGACGGGACGAAUCAGCGAUUUAGGUUUAGUUGUUGUUGAUGAGUUGCAUAUGUUGAGUGAGGGGAGCAGAGGUGCAAUUUUAGAAAUGACUCUGGCUAAAAUUCUCUACACCAGUGAAAACACCCAAAUUAUUGGAAUGAGUGCAACCUUAAACAAUGUCGGUGAACUGCAACAGUUCCUGAAGGCAGAAUAUUACACAGACACCUUCAGACCUGUGGAACUGAAGGAAUAUGUUAAACUGAAUGAUUGUAUAUUGAGGUUGACAGCAAGGCUGAAAAUAACUUGACUUUAUCACGUCCUCUUAACUACAAGUAUUCAAGUAAUAUGCUGAGACUAGAUCCCGAUCACAUUAUUGCCCUGGUGACCGAAGUCAUUCCUAAUAAUUCCUGUUUGGUCUUCUGCCCUACCAAAAAGAACUGUGAAAAUGUUGCAGAGAUGGUCUGUAAAUACCUCAACAAAGCAUACUUAGAUUACAGAGAAGCCGAAAAG
This is a messenger RNA of Staurois parvus, 1733 nucleotides long. Lineage: Eukaryota; Metazoa; Chordata; Amphibia; Anura; Ranidae. The record is from the annotation of a GenBank genome assembly.